Nanorana parkeri is the source of this 1081-nucleotide messenger RNA. RefSeq names its product V-set and transmembrane domain containing 5 (gene VSTM5). The record is from RefSeq and is a predicted model, not a curated record. NCBI's taxonomy places the organism in Eukaryota, Metazoa, Chordata, Amphibia, Anura, Dicroglossidae. The transcript is spliced from 4 exons. The coding region runs from base 314 to 895 and encodes 193 amino acids. Gene Ontology annotation, cellular component: axon; plasma membrane; dendrite. Gene Ontology annotation, biological process: filopodium assembly; positive regulation of excitatory synapse assembly.
CCGAGCAUGUGCUGUAAACAAGCUUGCUGCAUUCGCCCUGUGUGUCUGUGUGUUUCUGUUUCUUUUAAAGGACGUGCCUAUGCAAACUGGUUAAACCAGAGCGCCUGUGACAGUAGACUGCAGCUCCGUAUAUAAGGAGGUGGCAGACUCAGGUAGAGCACACAGUUCAGGUGCUGUGUGCCUGAAGGGCUGGAGAUCCCCAUUUCAGUGAUGUCAUCUAUGGAGAGGGAUGCAUAGAGAACACUCAUAGCAAUAUGCCUUGCCGCUGCUCCAGACACAAGGGAACCUGGGAUGAGCUGUCAGUAUCUCUCUCAUGAAGAAUCUCGGAGACUGGGGACAAGCCAGAGCAACAGUGCUGCUUCUCACACUAUGCCUUGUACAGCAGAUCCAUCACAGCGAAGGGAUCACUCUACUCGUCCCAGAGCCCGUCAUAAACGCCACAGUGACGCAGAAUGUGCUCCUGUCCAUCGACUUCACCUGUAAUGGAACUGCAUUGAUUCAGUGGCAGUUCAUGUCCAGCUGGAGGUCACAAUGCAUCAUAGAGUGGAAGAUGAACUCUUACGUCAACAUCUCCCGCGGUUACAGCGGGCGCGUUCACAACUACGACAAUGGCUCCAUACAGCUCCUGAACGUGGAGGUCAGAGAUUCUGGGUUCUACAUGAUCACCCUGACCGAUGACAUUGGCAACAUCAAGCAGAGCACAAUCAUCCUUAAUGUCCACGAGAUCCGCUAUGAGGAGUUUUAUUUUGUGGCUGUGUUCAUAGCGUUCCUGGCUGCUGGGUCGGCAGUUUUAGUCUGUCUGAUGUGGGUGUGCAAUAAAUGUAUCAACAUCUGCCAGAGGAGGAAACAGCAACGCAGAGCGGAAGAGAUCGAGCUGCGCAUCAUUUCGGACUAAUUGCCUUUCUACCUCAAACCGCCACAAAGACUUCAGUCCAGUCUAUAGCGAUGUUUACUUAUGAUGGGAGUAUUGGGAGAUGAAGACCUGGAAGCGUUCCUAUCGAACCUGUUCUGCAGUAUUUAUUAUUGAUGUUCAAACAAUCCUCCCAAACAAAUUCCAUGUAAUGGACGAUGAGUCUGUACU